Molecule: messenger RNA, 1003 nt
Organism: Triticum urartu
Lineage: Eukaryota; Viridiplantae; Streptophyta; Magnoliopsida; Poales; Poaceae
Source: RefSeq, a predicted model, not a curated record
GCGUGGGUCGGGGAAUAGGAGUCGCCCCUUUCUCUAUCCAUCCCGGCGGCCCGACAGCUUCGCCUCGCCGACGCCGUGGCCGCCCCGAGCUUUUCCGGUCCCCGUCCAGGUCCCCAGUAAAAGCUUCCGCAUGCGGCAUCUCCCCCUCCCGGCACCUCUCCAACGCCAAGCAUCUCUUCCCGCUGCCCAAGCCCUGAGCCCCAGCGCAAGCUCCGGUCCCCAGAUCCCCGCUGUGCCCAUGGCGGCGCGGACGCAGGCGUGGCAGUUCGCGGCCGCCUUGGCCUUCUUCCACGGCUCCGAGUACGUCCUCGCCGCCGCCUUCCACGGCCACAGCAACGUCACCGCCACCUCACUUCUUAUCAGCAAGCAGUAUGUUUUGGCAAUGAGUUUUGCAAUGGUGGAACACCUGACAGAAAGUCUUUUCUUCCCAGAAAUAAAAGGGUAUCUGUUUGUCAGUAAUAUUGGCCUUCUGAUGGUGCUUGUUGGUGAAAUUAUUCGUAAAAUUGCUGUUGUAACAGCUGGACGUGCCUUUACACAUGUUAUACGGAUUCAGUAUGAAGACCAGCAUCAGUUGGUAACUCAUGGAAUUUAUAGAUUUAUGCGGCAUCCUGGGUAUUCAGGCUUUCUUCUAUGGGCAGUUGGAACGCAGGUUAUGCUGUGCAAUCCAGUAUCUACAGUUGUAUUUGCAUUGGUGUUGUGGCGUUUCUUUGCAAAGCGGAUACCAUAUGAAGAAUUUUUCUUGAGGCAAUUUUUUGGCUCUCAAUAUGAAGAAUAUGCACGGAAAGUGCACUCGGGGUUACCAUUUAUAAACUGAGUGUUUCAAACUUGCAAAGUAAGUUAUUGAGUCCUCGCUUUCCAGCGUUCUGUUCACACCAUGUGUUUGGAUUAUCAAGUUAACAGACUGCUUUGUUACAUUAUUUUUAAUGCUCCAACCAUAAAGUUUUGUCAGUGUACACUGGUAGAUACAUGCUCUAUAAGUAAGAAAAGUUGGAUAUUUAUGUGU